Messenger RNA from Elgaria multicarinata webbii, 1647 nucleotides. RefSeq names its product immunoglobin superfamily member 21 (gene IGSF21). The transcript is spliced from 10 exons. Gene Ontology annotation, biological process: heterophilic cell-cell adhesion; homophilic cell-cell adhesion. NCBI's taxonomy places the organism in Eukaryota, Metazoa, Chordata, Lepidosauria, Squamata, Anguidae. The record is from RefSeq and is a predicted model, not a curated record. Gene Ontology annotation, cellular component: adherens junction. Bases 182 to 1573 code for a protein of 463 amino acids.
GGCAUCCUUCCUUUCUCAAUUUCCCUCCUGCUUCGAUUCGGGCAGGCAGCCGUGAUGUACGCCCGCCCCGGCCACGGAUGCUCCGGCGCCCCGUCUCUACCCGUGUUGCCGUCCGGCGCCUUGCCAUGCGGAAAGCCGGGGUGCUUUUGAACCAGAUGGAGUUUCUACUCAGAGGGCCACGAUGAAGCGUCUGCUGCCUCUUUGCUUGCUAUUCAGCAAACUCCUAGAUGCUGUGUUCGGUUACCUGACGGUCAGCAUCGAGCCGCUGCCACCGGUGGUAGUUGGAGAUGCCGUGACGUUGAAAUGUAACUUCAAGACAGACGGCAGGAUGCGGGAAAUAGUUUGGUACCGGGUAACAGAUGGUGGAACCAUCAAGCAGAAGAUUUUCACCUUCGAUGCCAUGUUCUCCACCAACCAGUCGCACAUGGAGAAUUACCGGAAGAGGGAAGACCUGGUGUAUCAGUCCACCGUGCGGCUCCCUGAAGUCCGGAUCUCAGACAACGGCCCCUAUGAGUGCCAUGUGGGAAUAUACGACAGAGCAACGCGUGAGAAGGUGGUGUUAGCCUCUGGGAACAUCUUUCUCAAUGUGAUGUCUCCUCCUAUAUCGAUCUCGGUCAUUGCUGCAGACACGCCGGCCCCUUUCAGCCGCUACCAGGCCCAGAACUUCACAUUGGUCUGCAUUGUCUCUGGCGGGAAGCCUGCCCCCAUGGUGUACUUUAAGAGGGACGGGGAGCUGAUUGAGGUCGUGCCCCUGACGGAGCCCCCGGUCAACGCUGCCGGCUUGCAAGAUGGCCGGGCAUCUCGGAACCUGUUCCACCGCGACCUGGAUGACACCAAGAUGCAGAAGUCGCUCUCCCUGCUGGACGUGGAGGACCGGGGCGGGAGGCCCUUCACGGAGAACCCCUUUAAGGCCCUCACCCCUGACAAGGGACUUUUGUUCAGCCCAGCCACGGAGGUCAUCCCAGAGACUGUGGUGAGCCGGGAGUUCCCACGGUGGAUCCAGAACCUGGAGCCCAUCUACUACUUCCACCACACCCACAUCCCCAUCAGCGACGGCACCGUGGAAGUGCGGGCCAUGCUCAUGUGGACGCUUAACCCUCAGAUAGACAAUGAUGCGCUCUUCAGUUGCGAGGUCAAGCACCCCGCCCUCUCUAUGCCCAUGCAGUCUGAAGUAACGCUAGUGGCUCCCAAAGGCCCCAAGAUCAUGAUGACCCCAACGAGAGCCCGGGUCGGAGACACAGUUCGGAUAUUGGUGCAGGGAUUUCAGAGCGAAGUCUUCCCCGAACCCAUGUUCACUUGGACCCGCGUUGGGAGCAGGCUCCUGGACGGCAGCACCGAACACGACGGGAAAGAGCUGGUCCUGGAACGAGUGCCGGCGGAGCUGAACGGCUCCAUGUACCGCUGCACAGCUCAGAACCCGCUGGGCUCCACGGACACCCACACCAGGCUGAUUGUGUUUGAAAACCCAAAUAUUCCAAGAGGAACAGAAGACUCAAAUGGUUCACCGACCACUCACAGCAACAUCAGACUUGCUCUGGCCAUCAUUUUAACAGUUACCUUGGAACUGACGUGAAACGCUUCACUUUGGACACCCUCCUUUUCUCCCCUUGAACGGCUCCAUCCUGCUCCCACUUCUCCGUCGUUGGG